This is a messenger RNA of Melanaphis sacchari, 652 nucleotides long. RefSeq lists its product as uncharacterized. Bases 98 to 565 code for a protein of 155 amino acids. The record is from RefSeq and is a predicted model, not a curated record. The transcript has 6 exons. NCBI's taxonomy places the organism in Eukaryota, Metazoa, Arthropoda, Insecta, Hemiptera, Aphididae.
UUUAACAAAAAUAAUACCUCAGUAUCCGGGCAAGUCGGUGACAGGUGGUCGACAUCACAUUUUGGGGCAAAAUCCAAUAUUUAAACGUCUGAAGUAAAUGGAUGCUGCACAGGUGCCUGCAACGAGUGCAACGUCGGUUUGGGAUUUUGGCGGCACGUGGUCGUCGAAAUUGGCAGGCGUCCGGUUCGUCGUAGACGCGCGCAGCACGGUGGGCAUAGACAAUAGCAUACCCGUCAGGAUAUUAGACAUGUCGGUUGGCGCGAAAUCAAACGGUUUCCUCAGUAAGGAUUGGAUGGCCAAGGCCACCGCACAGUAUGGACAUCUUGGACCGGUUUCGUUGUCUGCUAUAAACAGGGCGGAUAAGAACGUCGCCGUGUUUAUCGGAUUUGUAAACUCUCAAAACAAUAAAGACUUUGUUACUGGUAUGUGGUCUAUGGGAAGAAACUGUAGAAAUAAUUUGGACACUCAUCAGUUAGUGUUUAACAUACCGGAUGUUCUGUAUAAAGAUAGCAAUGAACAAGAUUUCCAGACUAUAGUGACCUUGGUAUUCAGUCACGUCAGUUGACGUUGUUCUUCUCCAAAAUCUACAAAACUAUACCUAAUAAAAUUCGUUCAAUUAAUAUUUAGGUGAACUGUUAAUCGUGGACUUUCC